GGAGGAGCGGGGAUCCUCUAGGGAGGAGGCACCCCUUUCAAAGUCCCCCACGCUGCUGCAGCCUCUCCCGGCUGUCGGGGGCACAGGCCCCUCCUGGCUCCCACGGGAUGAACUGCUAACCCUGCUCGUGAGCCUGGUUCAUGCUGGUGGAAUCCUCGGGACUAGAGCCCAGCAGGACUCCCCCGGUUCUCCGGGCCGACACCCCGUGCAGCGCCGCCCGACCCCAGCCAUGAACUUCCUCCGGCGCCGCCUGUCGGACAGCAGCUUCGUGGCCAACCUGCCCAACGGCUACAUGGGCGACCUGCAGCGGCCCGACAGCUCCACCAGCUCCCCCGCCUCCCCCGCCAUGGAGCGGCGCCGCCCGCAGCCCCUGGCCGCCUCCUUCUCCUCGCCGGGCUCCAGCCUCUUCAGCUCCUUCUCCAGCGCCAUGAAGCCCACCUCGCCCGCCCCGGCGGGGCUGGUGGAGCCCCCGGGCCCUGCCACGCCCGUGGUGCAGAGGCCCCGGGUCCUGCUGGUCAUCGAUGACGCCCAUACGGACUGGGCCAAGUACUUCCACGGGAAGAAAGUGAACGGCGAGAUCGAGAUUCGGGUGGAGCAGGCAGAAUUCUCCGAGUUGAAUCUGGCCGCUUACGUCACGGGGGGCUGUAUGGUGGACAUGCAAGUCGUGAGAAAUGGGACCAAGGUGGUAAGAUCCUUCAAGCCGGACUUCAUCCUGGUCCGCCAGCACGCCUACAGCAUGGCGCUGGGGGAGGACUAUCGCAGCCUGCUCAUCGGCCUGCAGUACGGGGGGCUGCCUGCCGUCAACUCCCUCUACUCCGUCUACAACUUCUGCAGCAAGCCCUGGGUGUUCUCGCAGCUCAUCAAGAUCUUCCACUCCCUGGGUCCUGAGAAGUUUCCGCUGGUGGAACAGACCUUCUUCCCCAACCACAAGCCCAUGCUCACAGCCCCGCAUUUCCCCGUGGUGGUGAAGCUGGGUCAUGCCCAUGCCGGCAUGGGAAAGAUCAAGGUGGAAAACCAGCACGACUAUCUGGACAUCACCAGCAUCGUGGCCAUGGCCAAGACCUACGCCACCACCGAAGCCUUCAUUGACUCCAAGUAUGACAUCCGCAUCCAGAAAAUCGGAUCCAACUACAAGGCCUACAUGAGAACCUCCAUCUCCGGAAACUGGAAGGCCAACACCGGCUCCGCCAUGCUCGAGCAGGUGGCCAUGACCGAGAGGUACAGGCUGUGGGUGGACAGCUGCUCCGAGAUGUUCGGCGGCCUGGACAUCUGUGCCGUCAAAGCCGUCCACAGCAAGGACGGCCGUGACUUCAUCAUCGAGGUGAUGGACAGCUCGAUGCCCCUGAUUGGGGAGCACGUGGAGGAGGACAGACAGCUGAUGGCCGACCUCGUUGUCUCCAGAAUGGGCCAACUCCUGGUGCCCGGGGGCACCGUGCCCUCGCCCCUGAGGCCUUGGGCUCCACAGAGUAAACCAGCAAAGUCCCCGCUUGGACAGCCCCAGCCUCGCCCACCCACACAAGGUGGCCCUCGCCAAGCUCAGUCUCCUCAGCCCCCGCGAUCUGGAAGCCCAUCUCAACAGAGGCUCUCCCCUCAAGGCCAGCAGCCCCUGAGCCCCUCGUCGGGAUCUCCGCAGCAGCGAUCACCCGGCUCCCCGCAGCUGUCCCGGGCAUCAGGGGGCAGCUCUGCAAACCAGGCCUCCAAGCCAGGCUCGGCCCUGCCCUCCCAGCCCCGACCCCCCAUGCAGGGCCGCAGCACCUCCCAGCAGGGGGAGGAGUCCAGGAGGUCGGCGCCACCCCACCCCCAUCUCAACAAGUCCCAGUCCCUGACCAACAGCCUCAGCACUUCAGACGCAUCCCAGCGUGGGCCCCCGAGUGAAGACGAGGCCAAGGCCGAAACCAUCCGCAACCUGAGGAAGUCUUUCGCCAGCCUCUUCUCGGACUAAGAGGUCCGGGCUGGGAGUGGGGGCUCUGGCCCUCUCCCCACUCCUGCUUCAUCUUUCCUCCUCAGCCUUGGUUCCGAGGCGAGCCGGAUGGAGGCCUGAGCAGACCCUCAGGGACCUUCACCCAGGAAGUGCACGCGUGCCCUGCCCUCCCUCAGCCACGCCAGUCAGCGCUGGCUGCCUGGGUGAUGGACUAGAAGACGGGCCCCUCACCCUGUCCCCGUUAAUCCCCCCUCCACAGCCCCCGUUUGCCUGCUCCCCUGCCUCAGAUAACCCAGUGACGUGUCUGUGUGUGGCUAGUGUUCCCAUUUCUUGUCGGUGUUUUGCUUGUCUUUGGGCCGAGGCCCUUUUGCCCCGGUUCCUCCUCCAUCAUCCGCUGUCUCUGCCAUCGGACCUCAGCCAUACUGGGCCGCAAUAAGCUCUCGAUGGUGUUUGGCAAUGAAAGGAGAAUCAGUAGCACGUCAGCCACUGUUUGAGGUGAAGGGUGAACCGAGGAGACCCCAAAGCCUCCGCUUACUGCAUCUCAUAGUCCUGCUGGGUCCAUAUCUCUGGGACAGUUGCCUCGUGGCACGGUGGGUUGCACUCUCUGACUUCACUUGUCCUCUGUUCCGGGCCAGGGCCAGACACACGGAGUGGACGCUGCUGCUUUCGGUUCCACUCUCAGUACACUACGUGAGACCCCCAGGGUUAGGUGGGGGUGGGCCUUGGGGCCACCAGCCCCACGCUCAGUCUGCAGAGGAAGUUGGGGAUGGGGAGCUCGAGUUUAUAAGCCCAUAGAACUCUGCUGGUGCCUCCUUGUUGCUGCCUGGUGAAACCGUCUCUCUACCACCUUCGAGAGGGAAAGGCGAGGCAGAAAGGAGACUCGCCGAACACACAUGCACACAAAGAUAUUCAUCCCUGUCUCCCAUCACCUACUUUAUUGGUUCAAGAUUCUCUUCUUACUGGGCCUGGUGUUUGGUUUUGGAAGUCACUCUUGGGUCACUCUUGGGAUCCUGC
Messenger RNA from Sorex araneus (European shrew), 2935 nucleotides. It is a transcript of the gene SYN3, whose product is annotated as synapsin III. Gene Ontology annotation, molecular function: ATP binding. The record is from RefSeq and is a predicted model, not a curated record. Lineage: Eukaryota; Metazoa; Chordata; Mammalia; Eulipotyphla; Soricidae. Gene Ontology annotation, cellular component: synaptic vesicle membrane; synaptic vesicle. The transcript has 14 exons. Gene Ontology annotation, biological process: neurotransmitter secretion. The coding region runs from base 230 to 1942 and encodes 570 amino acids.